Messenger RNA from Cladophialophora immunda, 1141 nucleotides. RefSeq lists its product as uncharacterized. Bases 58 to 1116 code for a protein of 352 amino acids. Gene Ontology annotation, biological process: inositol phosphate biosynthetic process. Gene Ontology annotation, cellular component: nucleus. Gene Ontology annotation, molecular function: inositol-1,3,4,5,6-pentakisphosphate 2-kinase activity; ATP binding. The transcript has a single exon. The record is from RefSeq and is a predicted model, not a curated record. Lineage: Eukaryota; Fungi; Ascomycota; Eurotiomycetes; Chaetothyriales; Herpotrichiellaceae.
GCUCUCGCACUGGAACCGACCGGAGAGUAUUGUCUCGCGAGACCGACACGCUCCACCAUGUCCAUGUCAACUCACCGAUCCUCCCCAUUAUGUCCCUCCAGUCUGAUCACCGCCAGCCUCCAACUCCACUACCUUGCAGAAGGCGCCGCCAACAUCAUCUACAGCGUCUCCGUCCAGUCACCGCCGGCUCUCCUCCACCACUCGCACUGCUGCGUCAUGCGUCUCCGCAAAGACCUGCCCUCCACGAAAGCCGCCGUGCAAGCCAUGUCCGACUUUCAGGGCCGCAUCGCGCCGCUUUUCAACGAGAAGCACAAGUCGUUGCUGAUGGAGCAGGCACUCUACAAGCUCACGCCAGCAAUGGUGAGCGAGGCGAACGACGAAUUGAGGGAGAUUGACGGCGUGGAUUUAUCGGCCCUCUCGGCGGAAGAUGUCAAGGGCAAAAAGAUCCGCCACCACCACAGACGCCACGUCUACCUGCCCUCGUACGAGAACGAGCAGUACGGAAUCCUGAUGCAGAACUUGCAGGGACCGGGGAUUGAUUGGCUGGUCGAGUUCAAGCCGAAAUGGCUGGUGCAGAGUCCCAGCGCGCCUGUAGACGCGAGGAACUGCAGGACGUGCGCGCUCAAUGCGAUGCGAAGAAAAGCGGGAGCUCAUCAAGGGAGAGGUGACUCGGGCUUCUGUCCGUUGGACUUGCUGGCGGACGAAGACGCAGUGUUGGAGCGGACGCUGGCGAAUAUCUGGCCACUCGAGAAUGGGAUCCACAAGUUUGUGGCAGAGUUCAGAGAAAAAGUCCAGCCAUCUUUGAGACAUCUCCAGACUCUUCAGGAAGAGCAUGGAUCGGUGGGAGUGGACGAUUUUCGCAACCCGGAUGGUAAGGACUUUGGCGUGGCCAUGGCGUUGAGGGACUGCAGCGUCUUUCUAGCUCUGAAGCGGAGACCCGACUCAAGUGACCGAGUGGAUGUUGUAGACAUCAAACUUGCGGACUUGGAUCUGAAGACGACUGAGGGAGGAAAGGUCCAGAAAUGGGCAGCGAUGGAGGAGGAGCUGCUUGAGGGCGACUGGUACCAGAACCUCGACGGGUCGAAUUGUAGGAUCAGCCGUCAAAAUCUCUCGUAGCCAUCACACCACCUUUGUCCCUUCA